Protobothrops mucrosquamatus (brown spotted pit viper) is the source of this 1395-nucleotide messenger RNA. Its product is annotated as vomeronasal type-2 receptor 26-like. Gene Ontology annotation, molecular function: G protein-coupled receptor activity. Gene Ontology annotation, cellular component: membrane. The record is from RefSeq and is a predicted model, not a curated record. The transcript has 4 exons. Bases 1 to 1395 code for a protein of 464 amino acids. Gene Ontology annotation, biological process: G protein-coupled receptor signaling pathway. NCBI's taxonomy places the organism in Eukaryota, Metazoa, Chordata, Lepidosauria, Squamata, Viperidae.
AUGGAGAAGAUCUCCACAGUCAUCAUGGACUUGCCUUUAGUGCUCAGACUCAUACCAAAGAGCUACCAGCAGUUCCUGGCCUUGGUAUUUGCAGUCAGAGAGAUCAACAAGGACCUGGUUAUCCUCCCCAAUAUCACACUUGGAUUGCAAAUUUCUGACAAUCAACAGACCGAGAGAAAUAUUUCCAUAAUCAGCCUCUCCCUGCUUUCCACACGAGGCCGAAUGGUUCCAGGUUAUCAGUGUGACAGGCAGGACACUCUACUCUCUGUCAUUGGAGGCUUCAUCCCCAAAUCCUCAAGGCAGAUGGCUUCCAUCUUCAGCACCUUCAAGGUCCCACAGUUGAGGGACCACACAGGGGAUAUCUUACAAUUCAGCCAUUUUCUCAUGUCUUUAGACCCUUUGAACCCAGAAGGGGACAUUUUUCUCCCACAGUGGUGGGAAAAGAUCUUUGACUGCAAGAUGAACAAACCUGGAAAGAAGAAAAAGCAAUAUGCUUCCCUCUGUGACCUCUGCCCAGAAGACCGAUACCCCAAUGAACACAAGAACCACUGCAUUGCCAAAAGGAUCCACUUCCUUGCCUAUCAAGAGAUCUUGGGAUACACUUUAUUAUGUCUCACUCUUUUUCUCUCUAUGAUCACAUUGGCAGUCCUGGUGAUUUUCCUUAAACAUCACGACACACCUAUUGUCAAGGCCAACAACCGAGAUCUCACCUACAUCCUCCUGGUCUCCCUCCUGCUCUGCUUCCUCUGCUCCUUCCUCUUCCUUGGUCGACCCAGGAAGCUCACCUGCCUCUUCCAACAAUCUGCCUUUGCCAUAUUAUUUUCCCUUGCAGUUUCUUCUGUGUUGGCAAAAACUGUCAUGGUGGUUCUGGCCUUUAUGGCCACCAAGCCGGGGAACAAGACAAGGAAACUCUUAGGAAAACCAUUGAUCAAUUCCAUUGUCUUAGUUUGUCCCCUGGUCCAAGCACUUCUUUGUGCCACUUGGCUGGUGACCUCUCCCCCAUUUCCUAACUUGGACUUCCACUCCUUGAUAGGAGAAAUCAUCUUGGAAUGUAAUGAAGGCCCAGCUUCGAAAUUUUAUGCUGUCCUUGGCUACCUGGCUUUUCUGGCCCUCGUCAGUUUCACAGUGGCCUUUAUGGCCAGGAAAUUGCCUGACAGCUUUAAUGAAGCCAAGUUCAUCACUUUUAGCAUGCUGGUCUUUUGCAGUGUUUGGAUCACUUUCCUCCCUACCUACCUGAGCACCAAGGGAAAGUCCAUGGUGGCUGUGGAGAUCUUCUCCAUCUUGUCUUCUGGGGCUGGUCUUUUGGUUUGUAUCUUUUCCCCCAAAUGCUACAUUAUCUUAUUGAGACCUCAUCUGAAUUGUAGAGAAAAUAUAAUGAAGCAUAAAAAUCACUGA